UAAUUGAUCAUUAUAAAUAAUACAUACGAGAUAUAGAAUGCAAGCUAGAAGUGUAUAGGGUUUUAAGGGUUCCCGGUUAACAAUCGCAAAAAAAUGAAAACAACGGGUGAGCAGAGGGAAGAAGAAAGAAGACGACUGGAGGAGUUGGUCGAAAGCAAUCCCGAUGACUCAUCCCUUCAUUUUCAGCUUGGAGUAUGCUUGUGGGAAACACGAACAGAGAAAGAGAAAGAGAAAGAGAAAGAGAAAGAGAAAGCGGCAGAGCAGUGGGUGAUUUCCGUUAAACAAAACCCUAAAAACGCAGCUGCCUUCACAUACUUGGGCCACUACUAUGCCACUGAUUUGGUCGAUAUCCCAAGGGCUAUCAAAUGUUACCAGCGAGCUCUAUCACUUCAACCCGAUGAUUCCGAUGCUGCGGAAGCUUUGUGUGAUUUGUUGGACAGACAAGGGAAGGAGACCUUGGAGCUUGCAAUUUGCAAAGAUGCUUCUCACAACUCUCCCAGGGCUUUCUGGGCUUUCCGCCGAUUGGGUUUUCUCCAGGUUCAUCAAAAGCAAUGGCCUGAAGCUGUACAAAGUCUUCAACAUGCCAUUCGCGGCUAUCCCACUUCUCCUGACUUGUGGGAAGCUCUUGGUCUUGCCUACCACCGACUUGGCAUGUUUACUGCCGCUAUUAAGUCCUAUUCGCGAGCUAUUGAAUUGGAGGAUACAAGAGUCUUUGCACUGAUUGAAUGUGGAAACAUCUUUUUGAUGCUUGGUUCCUUUAGAAAGGGAAUUGAGCAAUUUCAGCAAGCACUUAAGAUCUCACCACAUAAUAUGUCUGCACUCUAUGGACUUGCUUCUGGGCUGCUUGGUAUGUCAAAAGAAUGUAGAAACUCAGGAGCAUUUAGAUGGGCAGCUUCAUUAUUAGAGGAUGCAUGUAAAGUUGCAGAAGCAAGCAUCCAAGCAGCUGGAAAUUCAUCAUGUACAUGGAAGUUACAUGGUGAUAUUCUGCUUACAUAUGCACAAGUUUUUCCAUGGACGGGGGAGAGCCAAACUUCAGAAUAUAAUGCAGAAGCUUUCAAGAAGUCCAUAUAUUCAUGGAAGAAUACCUGCCGUUUGGCUGCUAUUUCUGCCAGAAACUCAUAUCAACAAGCUUUGCACUUAGCCCCAUGGCAGGCUAACAUCUAUGUCGACAUUGCAAUUAGUUCUAAUCUAAUUUCUUCUUUCAAUGAGGAUUACACACUUGAUAAUACUUGGAAGUUACCAGAGAAGUUGACAUUGGGGGCUUUAGCACUAGAGGGUGAGAAUUUUGAGUUCUGGGUGGCUUUGAGCUGUUUGUCCGAGUGCAAUGCAUUGAGACAGCAUGCUUUAAUCAGGGGACUGCAGUUGGAUGUGUCUUUAGCUAAUGCUUGGGCAUAUCUUGGAAAGCUUUAUAGCGAAGAGAAUAAGAAAUUGGCUACGCAAGCAUUUGACUCUGCUAGAGGUAUAGAUCCAUCAUUGCCAUUGCCGUGGGCUGGCAUGUCAGUUGAUACUCAAACUGGGGAUUCAACACCAGAUGAUGCUUUUGAGAGUUGCCUACGUGCUGUGGAGAUAUUGCCGCUUGCAGAGUUUCAAAUUGGACUUGCUAAACUUUCUUUGCUUUCAGGGAACCUUUCAUCGUCCCAGGUAUUUGCAGCUAUGCAGCAGGCUGUUCAACGUGCACCACAUUACAGUGAAUCCCAUAAUUUAAAUGGGCUAGUUCAUGAGGCACAUUUGAAUUUUCAAGCUGCCAUUGCUUCUUAUAGGCUAGCUCGCUAUGCCAUCAAGGUGUCUUCAGGCACUGUCCUCAAGUCUCAUUUGAAAGACGUAUCUACUAAUUUGGCUAGAUCACUUAUAAAGGCAGGGAAUGCUGCUGGUGCUGUGCAAGAAUGUGAAGACUUGGACAAAGAAGGUAUGCUUGAUGCUGAAGGUUUGCAAAUAUAUGCUUUCUCGUUAUGGCGACUGGGUGAUCAUGACUCUGCCAUCUCUGUGACUAGAACCCUAGCUGCCGGCGUUUCUAGCAUGGACAGGAUAUCUGCAGCUGUGUCUGUUAGUUUCAUUUGUAGAUUGCUGUACUACAUUUCUGGACUUGAUGUAGCAAUUGGUAGCAUUCUGAAAAUGCCAAAGGAACUCUUUAGAAGUUCAAAAAUAAGCUUUAUUGUCUCUGCCAUUAAUGCGCUGGAUCAGAAUAAUAGGCUGGAAUCCAUUAUUUCAAGCAGUCGUUCCUUUCUUGCAUCACAAGAGGAUAUCACCAGAAUGCACUAUCUAAUAGCACUUAGCAAACUAAUUAAAAAUGGGACAAAGGAUCACAUUGGGUUUCAGAGUGGAAUCAGUCAUCUUAGAAAAGCUCUUCACAUGUACCCUAACAGUAAUUUAAUAAGGAAUCUACUUGGUUAUCUUUUGCUAGGCAGUGAAGUGUGGGGAAAUAGUCAUCUGUCAAGUAGAUGUUCCAUCAUCGAUGCUUCUGACUCUAAGAAAAAAGAGGGCUUAAAGUCUGGCUGGGAGAUUUUCAGUGCCGGGGCAGUUGCUUGCCAUGCAAUCGGCAAUAGUGAACCGAGGUUCUCUUUCCCAACAUGUGGCUGUCAAUGCUCGGGUUCUGGAGCUGUGCAAGAACUACAAAAGUGCUUACGCAGAGAGCCAUGGAACCAUAAUGCACGAUACUUGCUUGUUCUUAAUCUUUUACAGAAAGCACGGGAAGAGAGAUUUCCUGUAAACAUUUGUAUUGUUCUUGAGCGCCUCAUAAGUGUGGCUCUUUUUGAUGAGUUCUAUUCCGGAAAAGAAGCCCCUUCUCAAUAUCAAAAGUUUCAGCUUUUUUUAUGUGCUUCUGAGAUUCUUUUGCAAAGUGGGAAUAUAAUGGGCUGUAUUGACCAGGCAAAAGAUGCUUCAGCACUUCUUCUUCCAGAUAGCUACCAGUUUUUUGGACACUUACUAUUAUGUCGUGCCUAUGCUGCUGAAGGAAAUUUAAAAAAUUCUAAAGAAGAAUAUCAAAGGUGCUUGGAGCUUAAGACAGAUUUUCAUGUUGGUUGGUUAUGCCUAAAAGUAAUGGAAUCUCAAUAUCAAGAGCAAACUCUUUCAAAUAUUUUUGAUUUAGCCUUCGAGGAAGGCUCAAAAGGGAGGAAUGAUUCAUGGAAUAUGUGGAUGGCUGUAUAUAGUUUAGUGAUGGGUAUGAUAUGUAUAUGGAAUCAGGAUUUUCUUUCCGCAGAGGAAUUUCUGGGUCAACCUUGUUCGUUAACCAGUGCUGAAAGCUGCAUUUUCCUUUGUCAUGGUGUCACUUCUAUGGAGAUUGCUAAGAGGUGUAAUGAUUCAGAAUCUUUAUCCAAUGCCAUAAGGAGUCUCAGUAAAGUUCAACAGACUUCAUCGGUCCCAAUACCCAUUGUCUCAGCAUUGUUAGCCCAAGCAGAAGGAAGCAUUGGAUCCAGGAAAAAAUGGGAGAGAAACCUUCGCCUUGAAUGGUUUUCUUGGCCACCAGAAAUGAGACCGGCAGAACUUUUCUUUCAAAUGCAUUUACUUGCGAGACGGGUUGAAUCUGAGUCUGACAGUUCAUCCAGGGUGGAGUGCUGCCAAAGUCCCCUGCAAUGGGUUCUUCAAGCCAUCCACACAAACCCUUCUGACUCGAGAUAUUGGAAAGUUUUGCCCAAGCUUCUGUAACAACAGGGACUCAAUUCUGCAAAUUGAACAAUAUGCAAAACUUUCAAGAUCGUGUUUUGUUUAUACAGAUUACAGAAUGAAUGCCAAGUAGGACUUGUUCUUCAUCUUAAACUUGGAUUUUGUGGA
This is a messenger RNA of Hibiscus syriacus, 3768 nucleotides long. Its product is annotated as tetratricopeptide repeat protein SKI3. The record is from RefSeq and is a predicted model, not a curated record. NCBI's taxonomy places the organism in Eukaryota, Viridiplantae, Streptophyta, Magnoliopsida, Malvales, Malvaceae. Gene Ontology annotation, molecular function: protein binding. Bases 94 to 3642 code for a protein of 1182 amino acids. Gene Ontology annotation, cellular component: Ski complex. The transcript is spliced from 24 exons.